AUGGAGCUCAAACUCCUAGCCCUCACCCUCCUUUCUCUCUCCUCUCUCCUCCCCCUAGCUAGCCCGAAACCCACGCCCGACAUCGCCUCGUGGUGCAACCAAACCCCAUACCCCGAGCCAUGCAACACCAACUCGAGCAUCCACGAGACGUACGGCUAUGGGUUCCCGGCGUGGGUUCCGCCGCGAGACAGGCGGAGGCUACUGCAGGCGGGGGUGAGGCCGAACGUGGUGGUGGCGCAGGACGGGUCGGGAAACUACAGGACGAUCCGGGAUGCUUUGGAUGCAGCAAGGAGGAGCGGGAGCGGCCGGUUUGUGAUCCACGUGAGGAGAGGGGUUUAUAGGGAGAAUUUGGAGAUUGGGAAUAGUUUGAGGAACAUCAUGUUGGUUGGUGAUGGGAUGAGGGAUACCGUUAUUACGGGUAGCAGGAGUGUCGGAGGAGGCUACACCACUUUCCGUUCGGCCACCGUUGCCGUGACCGGGUCGGGUUUCAUCGCCCGCGGCAUCACCUUCCGCAACACAGCCGGCCCACAGAACCACCAGGCGGUGGCCCUGCGGUCCGGGUCCGACCUCUCAGUCUUCUACCGUUGCGCGUUCGAGGGAUAUCAAGACACACUCUAUGUCCACUCCCAGCGCCAGUUCUACAAGGAGUGCUACAUUUACGGCACGGUCGACUUCAUCUUCGGCAAUGCGGCCGCCGUCCUCCAAAACUGCAUGAUCCUCCCCCGCCGCCCUAUGAACGGCCAGCAGAUCGCCAUCACUGCCCAGGGCCGAACCGACCCCAACCAAAACACCGGCAUCUCCAUCCACAACUCCCGGGUUGUGCCCGCUGCCGACCUGGCCCCAGUGGUGGGGUCGGUGCGGGUCUACCUGGGUCGACCCUGGAAGGAGUACUCGAGGACCGUGUUCAUGCAGACGUACCUCGGCUCGUUUAUUAACCCGGCUGGAUGGCUCGAGUGGAAUGGGAAUUUUGCGCUCAACACAUUGUAUUAUGGGGAGUAUAGGAACACCGGCCCGGGUUCGGGCACGGCCCGUAGGGUACGGUGGAGGGGGUACCGGGUCAUCACGAGCUCGGCGGAGGCAGUGAGGUUUACGGUGGGGAGCUUUAUUGUUGGGCGGUCGUGGCUGCCGGCUACCGACGUGCCCUUCACGGCGGGACUUUGA
Striga hermonthica is the source of this 1161-nucleotide messenger RNA. The record is from the annotation of a GenBank genome assembly. Lineage: Eukaryota; Viridiplantae; Streptophyta; Magnoliopsida; Lamiales; Orobanchaceae.